This is a messenger RNA of Emiliania huxleyi CCMP1516, 2655 nucleotides long. RefSeq lists its product as hypothetical. The record is from RefSeq and is a predicted model, not a curated record. The transcript has 7 exons. Lineage: Eukaryota; Haptophyta; Isochrysidales; Noelaerhabdaceae. Bases 1 to 2655 code for a protein of 884 amino acids.
AUGUCGAUCGUCAAGGCCUACCUCGCGCUGUGUGUGCUCACCGCGUCGCUGGUGCAGACGCAGCGGCUGUCUCCGGCUGACCUGGCGCUGUCGAGCCGCGCGCUGCCGCCGCACUACGAGGUGUGGCGGCCGUUCACUGCGGCAUGCUUUGCGGACGGCUUCACUCCCCUCUGGCUGCUGCGGCUGGUGCUCAUCUCGCACUACGGCUCGCGGCUCGAGGCGGCCGCCGCCGGCACCAAGGGUGCGCCGUGGCCCGUCCUCGACGCCCUCCACCUCCCCGGCUGGCUGCUCUGCGGGCUGGCGGCGAUGGUCGGCGCGGCGGUCGCGCGGCCUGCCGAGCUGCUGCAGCCGUUCCUGCUCACCGCGGUGGCCUUCUUCUUCGGCACGCUGUGCUCGUACCUGCCGCGGCCGCACUCGGACCGCUUGCCCCUCGACCUCUCGCCCUGGCUCGCCGUCGGCGCCCUCGGUCUCGCCGCCGGCCCCGCCGCCGCCGUCCGCGCCCUCGCCGGAGUCGGCGCGGCGUUGGUGGUGCACCUCGCGGAGCUUCUCCCCGCCAAGGCGCCCGAGGGCUCGCCCCAGCACGCGACCCUCCCCCACGGUGCCUUGCGCGCCGCCGCCGCCGCCGCCCUCGCCGCCGCCGCCGCCCUCGCCGCCGCCGGCUGCGACCUCGGCGCGGCGCCGCUGCCGCACAGCCGCGCGCUCGGCGCGCAGUCGCAGCUGCUCGCCGCCUCGCUGCGGGUCGACCGCGGCGCCGACUUUUUCGGCGCGCUCGCAAACUCGUCCAACGUUUCUGUGGCGGCCGGCGGCGAGGGCGGCGCGCCGCGAGCGCUCGGUGCUGCGCAGGUGCUGAAGGUGUGGCAGGCGACGGCGGACUUUUGGGGGCAGCAGCACCACAAGGCGCGGCUCUUCAACACGGUCGACUUCAAGAACGAGCCCUCCGACGCGGCGGUCCUCAAGGCGGCGCUGCGCGAGCUGCCUCGCCACGAGCUCGCCUCGCUCAUGCCUCGCGACAAGAUGCUCGAGACGGUGGUCGCGCACCGCGAGUCCCACACGAAGGCGCACGAGGCGCUCGCCGCCCUCGGCGACGCCAUCGCCGCACUCGCAGCAGUACGCGCGCGCGGCUCGGCCGGCGAGGCGGCGGCGGCGGCGGCGGAGGGCGGCGCCGCGGCGGCGAGCGGAGUCGAGGAGGAGGAGGAGUGGCCGGACGGUGAGGUGCAGCCGCGGGCGGUCGCCGUGUCAGCGCAGGGGGAGGCGGAGCCGCUCUCGGGCGGCGAGGAGGAGGGCGGCGGCGGCGCGGAGGGAGGCGGCGGCGCGGAGGAGGGCGGGGAGCCGAGUGCUGAGCGCCUCGAGGAGGAGAUGCGCGAGGGCCUCAAGGGGACUCUCGCUGCCUUUUCGGUCCCGCUCGAGAUGAGCGACGCCGAGGAGCUCGUCCCCGCCUCCCUCUCCCUCGGCGGGCCCUUGCGCGCCGAGCUGCUCGCCGCCAUCCACGGCAGCCGCCCCACGCCGCUCGGCGCUCCCAUCCCCCCCCUUUCCCGAAGCUUCUCGGAGCCGUCCCCAGGCACGCGCUCCGUGCUGCUCAACGAGUCGAUCGCGCGCUCCGUCGAGGAGCUGCGCCUCCGCAUCGCCGUCCCAAAGGAGGGGGUCGAGGGGGCAGAGCUCGCCGCCGCCGCCGCGCUCAACGAGUCUGCGCGCGUGGAGAGCGUCGGCGAGCUGCUCGAGCUGGCGGAGCUCGCGCCCGAGGAGCUGCGCGAGGGCAGCCGCGCGGCGCUCCUCGAGGCGGCGCAGUCGUGGCGCCUCCUCUCCCUCGCCCAGGACGCCGUCGCCACUCUCCGCUCUCUCUUCCUACGCGGCCUCGUCGGUGGCGCCGACCCGCCGGAGCCCGCCGCCGCUUCCGGAGGAGCCGGAGGCGCCGCCGCGGAGGAUGGCGCCGACGUGGACGCGGACGCCGCUGCUGCCACCGGCGACGCCGACACCGUUUCCGCCGCCACCACCGACACCGCCGCCGCUGACGCCGCUGACACCGCUUCCGCCGACAUCGCCGACACCGCCGCCGCCGCCGACGCCGCCGCCGACGCGUCCGGCGGCAGCGGCGGCGGCGGCGCUGCAGGUGCCCCGCGGGGGGCGUGGGCGGCGCACGGCGAGAUCGCGUCGCUGGUCGAGACGGCGCUGCUCGGGUACGACAUCCCUCCUCUGAUGGUGUCGGACGACGUGGUCAAGGAGCUGCUCAAGCUGAUGAAGCUCGACGGGUACGCGAUCCCCUCCUCCUUCGGGCCUCGCGCGUGGCUCGAGGCGGCGGUCGUCGCCUCGCGCGCGCGCGCCGCCGCCGCCGCCGCCACGGCUGGGGGCAACGCCUCGAGCCCGAGGGCCGGCGCUGCGCCCGGCUCGCUGCUGCUGCCGCAGCUCGGCUCCGUCACCGCGGCGGAGCUGCUCGGCGGGACCGCCAACGCCGUGAGCGACGACCACUUUGCGCUCCUCACGAUGGCGGCCCUCACCGAGGUGCGGCUGGGCCGCUCGUCCGGCCGGCUCGGCCGGUGGGUGGCGGCGCACCGGAAGGCGCAGCGGGCGCUGCGCAAGUCGGUGGACGGGCAGCCGCUCGACUCGCGCGGCGCCGCGACGGGCGGGUCGGUGCAGGACAAGCUGCUCAGCACCCUCUGA